CUCCUUGACAUAUGCCAUUUGUCACUUGACUCGGUUGACAUGUGCAAAUUUCGGUAUUCAUCAAUGCUGUAUUUCUAGCAUGGUUUCUUUUUGUUGCUGUAUCCUUAAACAAAUUGAUUUUUAGCUAAUUCUGAACUGUUAGAGCUGACCAGGCUCUUAUGGUUUAACUUUUCAUCACAUUUAUAGUUUUUUUGGCACUUCUCUAAACAAAAUGGACCAGCGAGGCAGCAACAGUGGAGAUGAAGAUGGGACGGCGGCAAAGAAGCAAAGCAACGUUCUACCUCUGUAUGGAAACGAAAGAACAAUGAACCUCAAUGCGUUGAUUUUGACAAACAUCCAAAGUUCCCACUACUUCAAAGUUAAUCUAUACGAGCUUAAAACCUACCACGAGGUGGUGGAUGAAAUCUAUUACAAAGUAAGCCAUUUGGAGCCUUGGGAAAAGGGGUCUCGGAGAACAUCUGGUCAAACUGGGAUGUGUGGAGGCGUCAGAGGAGUGGGAGCUGGAGGGAUAGUUUCAACAGCCUAUUGUCUACUGUAUAAGUUAUUUACUCUUAAGUUAACUAGAAAACAACUAAAUGGUCUAAUAACGCACUGUGAUUCUCCUUACAUAAGAGCACUUGGUUUUAUGUAUAUUCGCUACGUUUUUCCUCCGAGUGCAUUACUUGACUGGUAUGAGGAGUAUUUGGAGGAUGAAGAGGAAUUGGAUGUGAAAGCUGGCGGAGGCCAAAAUAUGACCAUGGGGCAGAUUCUCAGACAGUGGCUGGUCAAGCUGGAAUGGUUUUCGACGCUGUUUCCCCGAAUACCUGUGCCAAUUCAACAUAGAAUUCAGAAGUUUUUAGAGGAAAAAUUCCCACCUCAAGCCGUUCAGGCAGCCCAGGAAAGAGCCAGAGAGGAUCGAAGACCGGACAGAGCGACCGAACGGCCUCCAAUACGAGAAGACACCAGGCGUGAUUUCUUGCGUGACGACCGCGAAAGAAGAGAAGACACGAGACGAGAUAGGGACAGAUUUCGUGACGAUCACGAUAGAAGAGAUCGCACCCACAACAGAAGUCGAAGUCCCAAUAGGAAUAAACACUACAGCAGAGAUCGCAGCCGAGAACGGGGUGGAAAGCAUAGAGGCGAAAGACAUCGGGGUGGCCGCGAGAGAUAUUAAAACCUCAUAUGAGCGGCUGAUAUUUAGAAUAACACGUUUACUUUUAUUGUGAGAAGUUGACUCAGUGAAAGGACCUGGAAAAAACUGCAGAUUUUUGGAGUUGAACUGUUUAGGGUCAUAAACGCUCUUAUCCGCAAACUUUCGUCAACGCUGUUUUAUGAGCCGAAUUUUGUUUUGUUAUUUAACUAUUGUAGGAGGGCAUUUUGAUUUUAUAGUAACGUCAUUUGUUGUAGUUUUGCAUAUGAAAGAAUAAGGAUGCAAGUGGUUCGACAUUUUUAUCCUUCACAUUUUAACGAUAGUUUGUUAAGCUUGUUCUAUAAGUUAAGUUGUCUGAUAAGCAGUUCAAUUUCACCAAUUUUUGCAUGAUACGCACAGAUUGAAAGUCGAUCAUUUUUUUGUUUUAAGCAUUAGGCGAGAAAGUUGUUAAUUUGGAAACAGUUGGGACUUUUGUAUGGGUUGUUUUUCUACUUUAGAGUGCGCGUUUUGUUCCAGUUGUUCAUGUACAUAUUAGUACCUCAUUUUACAAUAUAUCGAUGCCUUUUGCCGCUUUGUUUGGGCAAAAAUAAUGUAUCAGUAUGUAAUAAAUUAAACGAUUUUCAGAGAA
This is a messenger RNA of Dendroctonus ponderosae (mountain pine beetle), 1757 nucleotides long. Its product is annotated as pre-mRNA-splicing factor 38B. Bases 212 to 1153 code for a protein of 313 amino acids. Lineage: Eukaryota; Metazoa; Arthropoda; Insecta; Coleoptera; Curculionidae. The record is from RefSeq and is a predicted model, not a curated record. The transcript is spliced from 8 exons. Gene Ontology annotation, cellular component: precatalytic spliceosome.